UGUUGCAGUGAGAGCAGAGUUUGGUGAACACACCUUCUAAUAAGAGCAGAAAAGCGUCAGUAUUAGUUUAGUGUGAGCUGUGUGGAACAUGUGCAGCCUUCAGAGUGUGAAGCUUUUCGUCCAGCAGCGGCUAACUGCGGCUGUGGAGGAGAUAUUUGGACAUUUAGAGAAAACAAUAACCGAGUAUGAAGAGGAGAUCCACCGCAGACACCGCAGGCUGCUGGACGAGCUUUUAAAAGCUGAAACUAAGCAGCGAAAAGCAGCUUUACUUUCAGAUGUGCGAAAAGUGAUCAUCGGCGAUGAGCGUCAGGAGAGAAACUCCAGUCUGGACCAGGAGGACCCAGAUCCUCCACACAUUAAAGAGGAACAGGAGGAAGUCUGGACCAGUCAGGAGGGAGAUCAGCUUCAAGGACUGGAGGAGGCUGAUACCACAAAGAGUACUCCUGACCCUGUGAAGAGUGAAAAUGAUGAAGAAAAACCUCAGUCCUCACAUCUUCAUCAAAGACAAACCGAAAAUAUGGAAACAGAAGCUGAUGGAGAGGACUGUGGAGGAUCAGAACCAGACAGGAACUUGGUCCUUCAUAGAGGUACGAGACAUAUCGCUGGGAAAAAUGUGUUUCCUGUUUUUAGUUGCUCUGAGUGUGGUAAAUCAUAUCACUACAGUUACCUUCUGGAGAGACACAUGAGAACUCACACAGGAGAGAAACCAUUUAGUUGCGUGUUAUGUGGAAAAGAAUUUACUCAAAAAGGACAUGUGACACAACACAUGGCUGUUCACUCAGCGGAGAAACGAUUCAGCUGUCGUCUGUGUCACAAAAGAUUCACCUGGCGUUCACAGGUCAAAAACCACAAGUGUGUUCGGAAGUAUUCACGGCCUCAUCAAAGCCACGCUGAAGAUAACAGAGAGUCAGAGCCUCCAGCCAGCAGCUCAACUGAACAGAUAAAAACAGAGGUUGAUGGAGAGGACCGUGGAGGAUCAGAACCAGACAGACAUUUACAACCUGAUACUGCUGACAAGACUCCAGACUCUUCUGAUGCUGACACUGAUGACAGUGAUGAAUGGAAGGAGACCAGUGAAGCUCAGUCAGAUUCAAAGUCUCCUGUGAGUUGUAAUACUAGCAAGAAAUUAUUUAGCUGCUCAGAGUGUGGUAAGAAGUUUAGCCAUAAAGGAAACCUUGUCAUACACCGGAGGAUGCACACAGGGGAGAAACCCUUCAGCUGCUCAGUUUGUGGUAGAAGUUUUUCAAGCGAGGGAUCUCUGAGGAGACAUAUGAUCAUUCACACAGGAGAGAAACCCUUUCGUUGCACACUUUGUGGUAAAUCUUUUACUCAGUCAGGUCUGCGCUACCACCUGAGAACUCACACCAAACCCUUUAGUUGCUCAGUUUGUGAUGAAAGGUUCAACCAGGAGGUGACUUUACAGCUUCACAUGAGAGUCCACACAGGAGAGGAAACAUUUAGCUGCUCUGAAUGCGGUAAACAAUUUGGCUUCAAAAGAUAUCUGCAGAGACAUAUGAGAAUCCACACAGGAGAGAAACCAUUUAGCUGCUCCUUUUGUUGUUUUAGAUUCAACAAAAAGGCAAAUUUGAAGAGACACAUGAGAAUCCAUGCAAGAGAAACUGUUUAA
Molecule: messenger RNA, 1627 nt
Organism: Scomber japonicus (chub mackerel)
Lineage: Eukaryota; Metazoa; Chordata; Actinopteri; Scombriformes; Scombridae
Product: gastrula zinc finger protein XlCGF57.1-like
Exons: 2
Coding region: 89-1627 (512 amino acids)
Biological process (GO): regulation of transcription by RNA polymerase II
Cellular component (GO): nucleus
Molecular function (GO): RNA polymerase II cis-regulatory region sequence-specific DNA binding; DNA-binding transcription activator activity, RNA polymerase II-specific
Source: RefSeq, a predicted model, not a curated record